Messenger RNA from Paraphaeosphaeria sporulosa, 1122 nucleotides. RefSeq names its product 40S ribosomal protein-like protein S2. Lineage: Eukaryota; Fungi; Ascomycota; Dothideomycetes; Pleosporales; Didymosphaeriaceae. Gene Ontology annotation, cellular component: cytosolic small ribosomal subunit; ribosome. Gene Ontology annotation, molecular function: structural constituent of ribosome; RNA binding. The record is from RefSeq and is a predicted model, not a curated record. The transcript is spliced from 3 exons. The coding region runs from base 23 to 808 and encodes 261 amino acids. Gene Ontology annotation, biological process: translation.
UCGCCCUUCACAGACUCACAAAAUGGCUGACGCACCUGCCCCCGCCCGCGGCGGAUUCGGAUCUCGUGGUGGUGACCGUGGUGGUGACCGUGGUCGUGGACGUGGACGCGGCCGUGGCCGUCGCGGCGGCAAGACCGAGGAGAAGGAGUGGCAGCCCGUCACCAAGCUCGGCCGUCUCGUAAAGGCCGGCAAGAUCAAGAGCAUGGAGGAGAUCUACCUCCACUCGCUCGCCAUUAAGGAGUACCAGAUCGUCGACUUCUUCCUGCCCAAGCUCAAGGACGAGGUCAUGAAGAUCAAGCCCGUCCAGAAGCAGACCCGUGCCGGUCAGCGCACCCGUUUCAAGGCCAUCGUCGUCAUCGGUGACUCCGAGGGCCACAUUGGCCUCGGUAUCAAGACCUCCAAGGAAGUCGCGACCGCCAUCCGCGCCGCCAUCAUCAUCGCCAAGCUCAGCGUCGUGCCCAUCCGAAGAGGCUACUGGGGCACCAACCUCGGUGAGCCGCACUCGCUGCCCACCAAGGAGUCCGGAAAGUGCGGAUCCGUCACCGUCCGCCUCAUCCCCGCGCCCCGCGGUACCGGCCUUGUCGCCUCCCCCGCCGUCAAGCGUCUCCUCCAGCUCGCUGGUGUGCAGGACAUCUACACCGCGUCGUCGGGCUCGACCAAGACGCUCGAGAACACCCUCAAGGCCACCUUCGUCGCCGUCGCCAACUCAUACGGUUUCCUCACCCCCAACCUGUGGAAGGAGACCAAGUUGCCGCGCGGCCCGCUCGAGGAGUACAGCGACGUGCUCCGCGAGGGCAAGAGGUACUAGGCGUGUGGUGCGACACGGCUAGUGCGGUAGGACGAGGUCUCUUUCUGGCAUUACAUUCACGGGUUCCACUAUGUAUGGCGUGAGGUAGCAUUGGGACCAUUCGGGUCAUUUAGUAUGGAAAUGACAAAACGUUCAUGAUAUCCAUGACGAAUCUUACUAUGCAAGCACUGUUUGUGUUUCCUGCUGGUGACGUGACAUAGUUUGACUGAGAACCAUCUGCCAGCAACACAGUGUUGUUAGAAUACGAUUUCAUGUACAUAUCCGCGCCGCGUGCAGUCACUGGCUGCCUGGUGUCCAAGCAGCGCAAAUACCUC